AAGAUAGCCAUCAUCUAUGGUGUUAGGGUCACAGUGCUGGGAAGAGUUUUGAUAUAUCAUCAGAUUAAUAGUUUUUUAUGGCGCUAAGAAAGAGGAAAGAGGGGGAAAAUAGCAUGGUGGCAGAAUGGGAUGGUAGGAAAUUCAGCUUGAACAAAUGACCCCUUGCUCUCGUACCUUUCUCUAUUUGCCCCGCAAUUGUCUCCAUUACUCUUCAUCUGGUGAAUAAGCACUGCAGGACAGGAGGUGAUCCAGAUUCCAGUCCCAGAUUUUUGCUCCUGCCAAGCCGUUGGAACCAGCAGCAGUAAAUGCUCGUUUCGCCUGCCUCCCUCUUCCCUCCUCUCUCUGUUUCGCUGCGCUCCGCUCUGUUCUGCUGCAGUGGAUGGUCCUCACAGUGCGCUCGCAGCUCAUCUCAGCAGAGGAGAUCCGAGCAUCUCUGUCAUCUCACCAACCUUCCUUCUCACCCCCACCCCCCUGUAGCCAUCCUUCUUCUGCCGUUCAUCUGCCUGCCGUCGCAGGACUAACGUGACUGGAAAAGUCACAGGACAGAUGAGAGCGCUAAAGAAGUCCUCCCAUCCAACAUCUCGUGCGCGUAUGACAGGCUGAGCCCCUGCUGUCGUGGGAUGACAGAGAUCAAUGUACUCUUAGAUGCCUCCUGCUUUUAGACUGGAUGAGAAUCACAGUGCACACUGUGUGGUGAACCAGAAGACCAGCAGUAUUCAUGGUCGCCCUCGCAAUACUUCGAUGAGGACAGCUACACCCCUCCACCAAGGAACAUGAAGGGUCUCUCUGGUGGCCGCCCGCCCCAGCUCCAGCUCACAUCCCCCACCUCAGCUCACACCUGCGGCCUGGCUGAAUGUGACCAUCCCCUGGACCACCAUUUCCAUGGUGAUGCUCGCUCCCCCUCCUACCUGCUCAGCCCCACUGACAGCUACCCCCUCGAAAGUCUCCACCGCUGCUCCCCACGUAGCUCCAUCCACUCUGAGUGUAUGAUGAUGCCCAUGUCCCUAUCUGCCACAGACCACUCAAUCUCUAGUAGCACUUUCCCUCGUAUGCACUAUGGCAGUGGCUCCCGGGAUAGCGGCGGAAACACUUCCGGUGGAAGAGACUCCAGAGACGACGGCAGCUCCUCCCAGGGUGGCAGUGGCAAAAUGAACCGAAUCCCAGCCAACCUGUUGGACCAGUUUGAAAAGCAGAUGCCGCUGCACCGGGAUGGCUUUCACACACUGCAGUACCAACGUACAGCCACCACAACCACAACCACAGAGCAUCGCAACGAAAGCCCCGGACGAAUCCGACACUUGGUCCACUCUGUACAAAAACUUUUUACCAAGUCGCACUCCCUAGAGGGUUCUUCCAAGAUGAACGGUACCAAGAGCGACUCGCACAGGGACAGCUCACGCCACCACCAUCACCACCAUCAAGGCCACCACAAACACAGCAAACGCAGCAAAAGUAAAGAUCGCAAAUCGGAGGGGGGCGGCAAGCAUCGCUCUGGAGGAUGGUGGAGUUCAGAUGACAAUUUGGACAGUGACAGCACAUACAGAACGCCGAGCAUCAUGUCACAGCAUCCUGUGGACCACAUUACCCACUGUUACCCUGACUCAGUGCACAGCCACCUGGCAGGAGACCUUUCCCUCAAAACCUCAAAGAGUAACAACGACGUCAAGUGUUCGGUGUGCGAGAGCAUGAGCAUGGCGCCAGAGGGCAAAUUUAUGAAGAGGAGCUCCUGGUCGACACUUACUGUAAGCCAAGCCAAGGAAGCCUACAGGAAGUCUUCACUCAAUCUAGAAAAGCCCAUGAUUCCCUCUGAUCUCAAGCCCAACCUCCGGCCCUGUAGCUAUCUACAGGUGCCCCAGGAUGAGUGGGGGGGGUAUCCUGGAGGUGGCAAAGACGAUGAGAUACCAUGCCGUCGGAUGCGAAGCAGCAGCUAUGUUAAAGCCAUGGGGGACGAGGAGAGCGGAGAGUCGGACUCCAGUCCAAAGACAUCGCCUCAGAAGUCGGUACGGAAAGAUGCCCUGGUCAAGGCUAUCAUCAGGCCAAGGGAGUUGCUGGACUCCCACAGCUCUUACCGCCUGGAUAAAAUCAACAGUGACAUGCGUAACUACAUCACCAAUUUUGCUGCAGACUUAAGCCAGAACUACCACUUGCAGGCCACAAGAGAAAUACACCCAAGUUUUGCCCUGGAUCCAUCCACCAACUACAACUCACCGAAGUUUCGCUCGAGGAACCAGAGUUACAUGAGAGCUGUCAGCACGCUGAGUCAGGCUAGCUGCGUUAGCCAAGUGAGCCAGGUGAGUGAAACCGAAGUAAAUGGCCAGUUUGAGUCUGUUUGUGAGUCCGUGUUCAGUGAGGUGGAGUCCCAGGCCAUGGAGGCUUUGGACCUGCCCGGCUGCUUCAGAACCCGAAGCCACAGUUACCUACGAGCAAUUCAGGCUGGAUACUCCCAAGAUGAUGACUGCAUCCCCCCUAUGGCCUCUACUGUCACUUCCACCAUCAGGUCCACCACAGACAGAACGUAUGCACAGGACGAAACUUGUUUGCCCACCCAGGCCAGCAUACAUGAGGAUUUGGCAGAUACUACCCCUCUGACUCACGAUGAUCUGGGCUGCCCAGUCAGAAGAGACAGGCUUUACUACAAAAAAAACAUGGGAGCCCCAUCGGCCAAGCCGGUAUCUGGACCACCUGUAUCUCCAAGCCUCUUUAGAUCCCCAAGAUCUAGUGCUCCAGAACGGCCAUCGCCAAAAGCGAUUCAGGCUAGUAUUAAAGAAUCUGCCACUUUGGCUGCAGCUAUCAGCAUGCAGUGGAAAGAGGAAGUCUCUGCCAUGCGCCGAGAGCUAGCUGAGCUUCGUAGAGACCUCUGUAAAGAACUACGUGCUUUCAACAACAAUUUCAACAGCUUUACGCAGCACUACAACACGUGGUCUCCUCAAGGAGGCAAUGUGGCACCUGGAACUAGACCAUUUAAAGAUGUUGGAACUGCUUCAGCAGGACUGAAGGCUGACACAAAGCUCGAGUCGGAACAACACGGAGCCGCUACUGCAGACAGAAGCACCAGUAAAACAAAAGAAAAUAAACCCCAAGUCUCUAAAGUUUCUGUGGGAACUCAGGCCAGAAGCAAAGUUCUUAUCAGGCAAAGCACUGCCGAUGCAGCUGUUAACUGUCCUGAUGAGAAGGAGGACAAGAAGGGUAUUCGGCGAAGUCUUCCAAAACAGCUGUCAAUGGACCCAAGCAUUCUUGCCUGUCCGCAGUCUAUGUAUGUAGAGAGUGCCAUCCCACUCACUCUGGAUCCAGUACUUCCUGGGCCUCUCAGAGGAGUCCAACCAGACCAUAAUUGGGCAGCCGGGCCUUUUAAAGCUAAAGAAGCCCGAGAUCCAGAGUUGUCACACAAAGUAGUUGGAAGUUCAUCUCCCACCGACACUAAAGAUCCAGUAACCAUUCGAGAUGCUGCAACGCAUUCAUCCAAAACAGCCUUCGAAAACCAACAUGAUUCAUUUACUGCACCACCUCUAGUCCCUCCACAACUGACAGAUAUAGAUAUAGCAAAUAACUCUGAUUCACAUACGAAGCAAUCUCACACUGAUGACAAGACAUCACUAAACUCUGAACAAAUUGACAUCCCAAAGAUGCAGCUUUCAUUCCCAGUCCCAAUAGUGACUGUGUCCCCCCCAAAUGAGUCUGAAAAUGGGUCUGAAAUGACAUCUGAUCCAGAGAUACCAGAAAUCAGUGUUGUGGACAAGGGCCAAUCUGGCUCACAAACUCCUACUGCUGUCUACUUACCACAGUCAGGAUUAGAAAGUUCAGUCACUUCAGAUUCAGAAGAAACAGAACCAAAAAACUUGAACAAACCAUUAGUGUCUUCAUCCACGAAUAAAGGUGUUUUCUCAGUCUGUGACGCACCCUCCAUUCAUCUUGAUUCUGCUCUACCAAUUUUUUUACAGACAGAUAUUAAAUGUCCAUCUAUUGUGGUGUCAGAGUACUUUGAGGAAGACUCACCCUCCAGUCCAACCGACAGUGAGACAAACCCAGAACCUAUAGUCACUUUCCCUGAGUUUCCCUCUGAAUCUACUCUUGAACAAAUGUCCUCAGUCUCUGCCUUCUCUUUGGUGGCAACUCAGCCAAACACUGAAGAGUCGGAAUCUGAGUGGCCACCACUUCCAGAGCCACUAGAUACUACACCAAUAUACCAUGCAGAUCUAGUCCAUUUUGACUUGGUCAUGCUUACCUCCCUAGAUCAAGAUGACCUUGACUCUGUGUUUAUGGACCCUGAACCCGAGCCUUUAGACUCUUCAAUGAGUCCUGAGGACUUAUGUAUUCCAACAUAUCAAUCAGACUCUCCAAACUCCCCCCUGCCAACUGCAGACCCUAGCACAACCUGCUUUAUGGAACCUUCAGAAGACAUGAGCAGUUUGGAUUCACCUAUGGAGUUCCCCCUUGAUAACACUCCUCCUAAUGUAGCCUCAAAACAAAUGCAUGGAUUUGCCUUUCCACAAGUCACUGUCACCAUAUCGCCUCCGAGUUCAGUUUCUCCCGAUACAUCACUGGAGAUUGACAUAGAACCUGUGACUCCAGCAUCAGAUUCCUCACUACCCGAUCCUGAUUUGUUAUUACAAGAGGUUAAAGGCUCUGAUGAUUCCACAGCAGGAGGACCCCAGUGUCUGACUGGAUCCCAGGAGACUGUGAGUCAUUUAGAGGAAAUAGAAGAAAGGAUCCCAAUAAGUCCAGAACGAAUGUCAAGUGAGCAAGCCUUUCUGUGGUACAGAUGGCAGAGGAGGGGACGUAGGCCGGAAUCCUUGCACAGAAGUGCAAGCGUGGAACUUUGGAGUGGGAGAUAUGAGUACAAUAGUUCAGAAAUCACAUAUGUGUCUCUCAGCCUGUGAGCUCAUACCUCAGUCUCAGCAGACAAAAUGUAGCUCGACAUUCUACGCGUUCAAAGCUCAUGGUUUGUAGCUUCCAGUGCAACGUAGAGCGACGUGCAGACUGUAGUACUGUUUGCUGACGUCCAAGCAAGGAAUGUUUUCUGGGAAUUCUCAUGGUGUAUUGAGGAGUUCAAGAUACUGCAGGAAUGUAAUAAACUGUCUGUGGAGGAAACAUCCCCAAAAAUAUGUUCAAAGAACCAGACUGAAGCAGUACUCUUCCAAGACUUUUUAUCGUCAUCUUUAAAACAAAUGAGUAAUGAAUGUAGUUGGCGUGCCGUUUCUUCAAGAUAUAGCUUGUUUUUUAAAGAUCUCUCGUACAGACUACUGAAAAGAUCAUUUAAAACAUAAAAAAACCUUGACAAUCCCUAUAGAAAUGAGAAAACCGUCCACUCAUCUUUCAUUUGAACUUUUUGUACGUCGCCACUCAUUUGGAGUGAUCUGGACCCUAACAGUUACUAUUACAAUCAUCCUGCUACUUUUUGAGUUGUUGGGUUAACACUGCAGUUUGGAGGAAAAAGGAUGCUGUGAAAUGCUAUUUGCACAAUCUUAGAUGAAGAUGGGAUUCUGUACUGUAGAGUUCUGUGGAAAAUAUAAAAGGAAAACUCACGUUUUGGUUGUUUUAAAAUCUUUAAAAGCAAGCCGAUAUAAAUAUUUUUCUUUAUUUUCUUUUAUACCUGCACUUUAACUGAUUUCUAAUGAAGACUGGUUUACCUUUUUUUUUGGUUAAAAAUACGGUUUUGCACGUGGAUUUCCAAACUUUUGAUCAUUGCGAAAUACACAUUUUUCAUAAUUGAUGCUACCAAAUAUAAUUUAUCAGUAUGUAGCCUCUUUACACAUUAUUUACAUGCAUUUUGUUAUCUGAUCAACAUUGUUACUGGACUAUAUGUAGAAAUCACUUUAUUGUAACAUUUAAAAAAAAAACUAUUGUAUUACCCAUGUACCAAGUACAAUAUAAACUAACACAAAUGUUACUGGAAGAUAAUGUAUUUUUUACAGACAAAUUUCAUCUUAAUGCUCAGGAAUUAAAGAUUAAUAUUGUUUUACAGGGAAAAAGUAAAUACAAAUGUAUGUUAAACUGUGUUUCUUCUCAAAAAGAAGUGUUUGUCAAUGUAUUUUUUUAACAUGCCUGUCAAUGGAUGGAAGUGUAGUGAUGCAUGAAGCAUUGCAUUAACAUUUUGUACAUUUCAUACACUGUGCUUCUUGUAAGCAUCUGGUUCAGUUCAUUGUUUUAUUCUGUUAAUUAGCACAGUGAAAAGAGUGUAUGUUCUGUACACCACCCAAGCUGUAAACAUAUCGACAAUGGACAUAAAGGUGAAUCAAAAGAUGUGCUAUCUGUCCAGUUAAUGGGCUGUACAUGGAAUUGCCCGCUUAAGUUUGUGCUCAAAUAAAAAGCAACAGAAGAAAACGUGUAUUCAAGCAAAGCA
Molecule: messenger RNA, 6340 nt
Organism: Oryzias latipes (Japanese medaka)
Lineage: Eukaryota; Metazoa; Chordata; Actinopteri; Beloniformes; Adrianichthyidae
Gene: dlgap2a
Product: discs, large (Drosophila) homolog-associated protein 2a
Biological process (GO): signaling
Cellular component (GO): glutamatergic synapse; postsynaptic specialization
Molecular function (GO): molecular adaptor activity
Source: RefSeq, a predicted model, not a curated record